AUGUCGACGGCACUUCCGGGUAUUUUGGGAGGCAACUGCGCGUGUGUUGCUUCUUGCAGACAGGCGUUCAUAAAUAAAAAAGGAAUAUUGGUAUAAGUGAUAUUUCCGUAAAAUUUAUUAAGGGGUUGUUCAUUUUUCAUUUAAGACAAAGUAACCUACUGCAGUGUCAAAUGGGUUUACUCACCAUUUUAAAGAAAAUGAAGCACAAAGAACGAGAGAUGCGACUUUUGAUGCUAGGUCUUGACAAUGCAGGAAAAACAACCAUAUUAAAGAAAUUCAACGGGGAAGAUGUUAGCACCAUUUCCCCCACCCUGGGAUUCAAUAUAAAAACUCUUGAACACAGAGGGUUUAAACUCAACAUAUGGGACGUUGGUGGUCAGAAAUCCCUGCGCUCCUAUUGGAGAAACUAUUUUGAGAGCACAGAUGGGUUGGUGUGGGUUGUCGACAGCGCAGACAAACUGCGACUUGCGGACUGCAGGCAGGAGCUCAGCUCCCUCCUCCUGGAAGAGCGUUUGGCUGGGGCAACUCUGCUGGUGUUUGCCAACAAACAGGAUCUGCCUGGGGCGCUGUCCAAGGAUGAAAUACGAGAGGCCCUGGCUUUGGAUAAUAUUAAGACACAUCACUGGUGCAUCAUUGGAUGCAGUGCUGUGACUGGUGAGAACCUACUGAAUGGUGUCGAUUGGCUACUCAAUGACAUCGCAGCAAGAAUAUUCACUGCGGACUAAUUCAGUUGUACAGUUGACACCGACGUGAACUGAAAUGGAUAAAUGCUUGCAGCGUCUGCUGUGAAAAUCCAUGGAGAUGAGUGGUCUACAUCUUCAGCAGAUGCCCAGUGAACUUUACUCAGUAGAACACACUGAGAUGAAAUUAGUGGGUUGACACUAAAGCAUGAUGUUCCUGAAAUGUACAAGUUUUGUAAUGACUGAUAUUGAAACUUGCAACUAGUACCAGAGAGAGGAGAAUAUUUUUGGAUAUUUUGCUUUACUGGUGAACGGUAAAAGAGUCAAUUAUUAUUUUAGAACUGUGAUGACUGGGAUGAAAUCAACUCCUUUUCAUGCCAAAUUACUUGGUCAAAGGUGUACAAAAGCUUUGUGUUACAUUUUUGUGUGGAUUUUGUGACACUUGUUGCAUGUAACAAGUCUUGAUUCCAACUGUAGGGACAUAAAUUUAUGUGAUGUAUUUAA
This is a messenger RNA of Brienomyrus brachyistius, 1184 nucleotides long. RefSeq names its product ADP-ribosylation factor-like 2 (gene arl2). Lineage: Eukaryota; Metazoa; Chordata; Actinopteri; Osteoglossiformes; Mormyridae. The record is from RefSeq and is a predicted model, not a curated record. Gene Ontology annotation, cellular component: microtubule cytoskeleton; cytoplasm. Bases 171 to 725 code for a protein of 184 amino acids. Gene Ontology annotation, biological process: protein folding. Gene Ontology annotation, molecular function: GTP binding; GTPase activity. The transcript has 5 exons.